This is a messenger RNA of Mytilus californianus (California mussel), 4756 nucleotides long. Its product is annotated as centrosomal protein of 104 kDa-like. The record is from RefSeq and is a predicted model, not a curated record. Gene Ontology annotation, molecular function: protein binding. Gene Ontology annotation, cellular component: cilium. The transcript has 26 exons. Lineage: Eukaryota; Metazoa; Mollusca; Bivalvia; Mytilida; Mytilidae. The coding region runs from base 132 to 2834 and encodes 900 amino acids.
ACGGGAACUGUCGCCAUUUUGAAAGAUGUACACAAAUUUCGUUGCCAAGUGGUUGACCUACCAAAAUAUUUUAAAAUUUUAACCUUAAAACUAAAAGACUUGAUAUAUUUUUGUUAAUGGAAUGAAACAAUAUGCCUAGAAAGUUACCAUUUAGAGUGAUUCAUGCCUCAGGGCAGGACGAAAGUUACAGAGCCUCAGAACUUAAUUACCAUAGUCCUUUAACCAAGGGAUGGCAGGCAUCAAGAUAUUGUUUGUACCCACAAGACAUUGUGUUACAGUUGGACCAACGAUGUCGUUUACGGAAAAUACAAAUUCUCUCUCACCAGUAUCUCAUAGCAACCAAGAUAGAAUUUUUUGUGGGUGAUGUCCCAGAGGAUAUGUCACCUAAUCUGGAAAAUGCCAGAUAUACAAGACUUGGAUAUGUGUCAUUAUCAGACAAUGAAAAGACAGGAUUUAAGGCCAGAGAACUCAAGUCUGUCCAUGUGGAUGCUGUAGGCCUGUACUUGAAACUCAACAUCCAUAAAAACCAUAUCAACAAAUAUAAUAUUUAUAAUCAGGUUGGAAUUAUAGCAAUAAAUGUGAUAGGAGAAACACUGAAAGGACCGUCAGAUUUUAUGGACCCUGAAUAUUACCUUGACCCAGAUAGAAAAGGACAACUUGAUGACUUAGGAUUAGAUACAUACAAUAAACCAGACUAUAUAUCUCCUUUAGACGACUUAGCAUUUGACAUGUACCAAGAUCCUGAGAUAGCUGGAAUCAUCAGAAAACUGGAGAAGAAAAAACAAGAAGCUGUUCUACAAGAAAGAUUUGAUUAUGCAAAGAGAUUAAAGUCGGCAAUAACAGAAUUACAGAAGGUUGGAGAGAAGUUGGGAAAGUAUGAAGUAGAGAAACGUCAGGCUGUGGAGAAUGAAGAUUACGACAAAGCAAAGCUGAAGAAAGUACAAAUGGAUGAAUAUAGAUUACAAGUGUAUAGGGACUUAAACUUGGCUGAUUUACUGGAAACUACUGGGUCUCGCCAUCCCCAAGUUAUAGAUUUAGAGCCAAUACGACAAGCCACACCUCCCAGAUUACUGGAGUUGACCCCAAGGUCACCUAUUCAAAGGUCACCUCCAAGAACACCUCCUCCUAGGACACCAUAUGAUGAACGACCUCUGCCUGCUUUGAAAAGUAAGGAAACACCUAGAGAAUUACCAUCUACACCACCACAAAGGACAUCUUAUGAUGAGCGCCCUCUACCUGUCAAACCACCUGCUGUUCCUGAUGAAGAGCCAGAACCAGCAGAAACUGCAGGGGGAAUAACUGGUGAACCUGAACCAUUGACAGAGAAGGAUUUGAGGGAAGCAUCAGCAGCCAUUGAUGUGUUUGGUGAACAGCUGGUGUCCAAAGCUUACAGUAAAACUUGGUCAUAUAGAGAAGAUGCCUUGCUAGCUGUUUAUAAACAGAUGCAGGAUCUCCCGGCCACGGCACCAAAAGAUGAAGCUAAGUCCAUGUUGAGAGCAUCUAUAUUCCUUGUCAAAAAAGCAAUAGAUGAUAAAGUUUAUGCAGUGUUCAAGGCAGGUCUACACUUGUUGAAGAUGAUACUAACAGAAUAUGUACCUAAACACAAAAUACCGAAACAAGAUACUGUUUGGGCUGUGGAGAGAUCUAUGCAAAACUUACUACAUAAAUCUGGUGAUACAGCUGUGAGAAAUAGAGAUGAUGCCAAGAAUUUUGUUUUAGAAAUGGCAAGAUAUCCUGAAGUGAAGCCAACAAACUGUGUUCCCCAUGAGGCUGUGAAACCUAUGAAGAAUACUGUUGCACCAAGACUUGGACAAAGUCGAUGUGAAAUUGUAGAAAUGUUAUACAAAGACUUAGGGAUCAAAACAAAUAGUGGUUUAAACAUUGACAACAUGAUGCAGUUCUGUGUGGCAGCGUUAGGUCAUCAUGCAGGAGAAGUUAGGGAUGUGUCAGAACGAAUCAUUAAAGCCCUGUAUAAAGAGGAACGACAGGCUGUGAAGGAUUAUCUACCUGCAGACGAUGAUAAAACAAGGAAGAUAACUCUGUAUAGACAGCUGUUUGAGUACUUUGAUAAGGUUGAUGGGAAACCCAGCAAAGCUGACGUCAGGAAACAAAGAUCAGACGAAGAAACAAAGAAACAAGCUGAGAUAGAGGCUCUACAGAAACAGUUACAGUCGCUGAAAGACAUGGCAUCUGGAAAACAGGAUGCUAAAACUAACCAAUCAAAGCCAAGCAAUAAACCAGUUGCUAAGAAGCCUGUAGAUGAAAACCUUCUGAAGGCAGAUAAGAAUAAAAAGAAAAAUGAGCCACCAAAGAAGUCUAAAAUAAUUAAUAAGAAACCAGCUGCUGAUGAUGAUGACACUUCUGUUUACAAUAUGGAUAAUAUUUGUAUAUUCUGUGGUGAAAGGAAUGAAAGUUUUACAGAAGAAGGACUUGAUUUACAUUACUGGAAACAUUGUCCAAUGUUAAAACGUUGCACAAACUGUAAACAAGUGGUAGAAAUAGCAACAUACACAGAUCAUUUACUGAAUGAGUGUGAGGCGAAAAAUAAUUACUCAAAAUGUAACCGAUGUACUGAAGCCAUUCCAAAGUCUGAAUAUGAUCAACAUGUGUCUGAAAAAAGUUGUAACGCUGCCAAAAGUUCAUCAAACCACUGUCCACUAUGUCAUCAGAAUGUCUCGUCUGGUGAAGACGGCUGGAAAAACCAUCUAAUGGGCAAAGAUGGCUGCAAACAGAAUCCUCGUCGUCUCCUCUCACUUAAUAAAAAUCCACCAACAGGUGGAACAUCAAAGAAUAAACCAAAAGCCACAGGAAAGAAUAAGAAGACUCCAAGAUAACUUUCGAAGACUAGACAAUUUAUAGUGCUAUAAUUUAUAGGAGAAUAUUAUUAUGAUAUAUAGUUAGACUAUAUGACACUAUUGUACAAUAUUGAGACAGUGAUCACUGACAAAUCUUUAGCAGGGAUAAUUUUCUUAGUUUCUAUUUGAAAUUAAAUUCUUAGAAAGAGAAAUAUCCAAGAUUAAGAUUUAUGCGAGAGCAUUAGCUCUGAGUGAUACAUCUAGUUUGGAGUCAUAGAUAUGGCCCAGGAAUUUAGAUCUGGCUUUGAGUGGAAUAUUUUGGUUUGGUUCACAGAUCUGGGAUUACAUCUUAGAUGAGUUUCUGAGAUGCUAUUCAGGGUCUUCUGGUCAGGUUCUUGCACUGAUGUCACCCAUCCUGAUUUGUUCAUCAGUUACCCUUAUCUGCCUCUGAUGGUCAGAUUUUAGAACAAGACAUGUUUUCAUACAGGUUGGUUUAACAGAAUCAACAGUGACUGACACUAAUGGCAAACAUCCCUUUCCUGCACAUGGAACCUUGAACGACUGUGGUUUUGUUUCUAUGCCACAUGUUAUAAUGCAUCUUUGUAAACUAUCAGCUCUCCUAAAAUUCCUGAUAAAUGUGAGUUCUGCAAAUAAGCUUCAUACAGGAAGAUGUUUUAUCUGUGAUAUAUAUGCUACAGUACUGUUUAUUGUUGAAGACCAUAUUUUGACCUUCAGAUGUCUUUGUGUCAUCUGAUUGCUGUCUCAUUGAUUUAUCACACUCAUCCUUUAAUUGGUAUAUCCUUUUAUUGAUAUCUAUCAGCAAUAAUGAUUCAUGAUAAGUUGAUCACAGAAAUGUGCACUGGAACCUGAAACUACUGUUUAUGAUUCACAUUAAUCGGACUCUGAUAUUUAUUUACAUUUUACCAUAUUUACAGUGGAUAUCAAAUCAGAAGUAACUCUUUAUACUUAUUUUAGAAAUUAAAGGAUAAAGACUACAUCAGUUAGGAAAUUUUGUACUAGAAAAAAAUUACAUUAUGUCUUCAGUGAAUUUAAGAUUUUUUUGUAAAGAGUAUUUAAUUUGUCUGAGUAUUGCAUAGUUAUAGAUUAUCUAUGGUUUUUCAAACCAGAGGAUUUUCUCAGAUACAAUCUCAUCGAAAGGCGACAAACCUAAGAUGAGAUGUGGCAUACAACUUCCUCGAGUUUGAAAGACCACAUGUUUAUCGCUAUUUUGUCGAUGAUGUCGUUGACAGUGGCACAAGUUCCUUGGUUUCUAUCGAUAAUUUUCUAUCUCAAGCAAGAAGCAUGAUAAGAAAAAUUAUCACAAAAAAAGAUCAAAAGAAAAAUACACAAAAUAGCUAUAAUAUGGAUUUCAUAAUAGUUAUAUUAUGUCUCAUCAGUUUCUACUUAUAUUUAAAAAAGUAUUGUAUUGCUUAAAAAGCAUCUUUUUAGGAAAAUGUUAUCCCAACAAUAUUUUUAAUGGCCUGGGCUAUAAGGCUUAGGGUUAAUUAUAAAGACUGUAAUGUAAAAUGCUGUAAUAAAAGGGAGUUGUUAACAUCAUGGGACCAACAGUUAUUAAUAUAAAAAGACAUUAAAUUCGUUUUCUAAAGCAAUUAUAUAUCUUACCAAAGUUGUUCUUAUUGUUUUUAAAAAAUAUUAGAUGUGUCAAAUAAGAUUUUACUGGAGUAGGGAGGUGAACUGUCCUCUGUUUUAAUUCUUCCAUUUACAUUUUAUUUAUGUUUAUAAGGAAGUAAGUUACAUUAAUGUAUUUUUCAUCAGACUGUUUUCCAGGUAAACAGUUCCCUAUUCUGCCCUUCUUAACAUAUGAGUAUAAAAUUGAGAAUGGAAAUGGGGAAUAUGUCAAAGAGACAACAACCCGACCAAAGAGCAGACAACAGCCGAAGGCUACCAAUGAUUCUUAAACGCAGCGAGAAAAUUCCGCAACCGGAGGUGGUCCUCAGCUG